CCUCUCAACCAAAAUUUCCUCCAUCUUGUGCAUGACUUAUCCAAACUUUUAAAUUUCCACGCACCAACCACUCAAUCAUCUUCUCUCAAUGCCCCAAACUACCCUCUAAAACAACCAACCACACACAUUCUAUACUCCAUUUUCUACCAUUUUCCCAUCUUGCAAACCCUCAACUUCCAUAAAAGUUUCUCCAUAACACAAUCUGUGAAAAAAGGGGAAAGCUCAUAGAUUUACUCUGAUUUCUUCAUGGAAUCAAAAACUGCUGCUUUGGAUCAACCCCUUCAUCUAAUGGGCUUUGAAAUCGAAGAACUAUCACCGCAAAAAAUCUCUGGCCGUCUCCCUGUCACCCACAAGUGCUGCCAGCCAUUUAAGGUGCUUCAUGGAGGGGUUUCAGCAUUGAUAGCAGAGUCUUUGGCAAGCAUGGGAGCACACAUGGCUUCUGGGUAUAAAAGAGUGGCUGGAAUUCAACUCAGCAUAAACCAUUUGAAACGAGCUGAGAUUGGUGACUUGGUGCACGCAGAAGCUAAACCUUUAAACGUUGGCAAAACAAUUCAGGUAUGGGAGGUGAUACUAUGGAAGAUUGAUCCUUCAGACGCACAAAAAAGAUCCUUGGUCUCAUCUUCUAGAGUAACUCUAGUAACCAAUAUGCCUGUCCCAGUUCAUGCAAAAGAUGCUGCUGAACCGUUAAAGAAGUUUGCAAAACUGUAAACAAAUUCAUCACAUUUUUAUUAGGUCAAAUUCAAAUUCUGCUUGAAUAACAAAGGUCUAAAUGUUUACGUAUCUAA
Molecule: messenger RNA, 785 nt
Organism: Vigna unguiculata (cowpea)
Lineage: Eukaryota; Viridiplantae; Streptophyta; Magnoliopsida; Fabales; Fabaceae
Product: 1,4-dihydroxy-2-naphthoyl-CoA thioesterase 1
Biological process (GO): phylloquinone biosynthetic process
Cellular component (GO): peroxisome
Molecular function (GO): 1,4-dihydroxy-2-naphthoyl-CoA thioesterase activity
Source: RefSeq, a predicted model, not a curated record